Molecule: messenger RNA, 495 nt
Organism: Protopolystoma xenopodis
Lineage: Eukaryota; Metazoa; Platyhelminthes; Monogenea; Polystomatidea; Polystomatidae
Source: the annotation of a GenBank genome assembly
AUGCUGCCGUCGCGAUGGUGCCAAGCUCAUUCUUUUAUGGCAUACACGGCCGCCUCCACUCUCUUCCUCGUUUGCCGACCAGCAAUCUGGGCCUAUCCGACACUCCCCUCCAACUCAGCUCCACUCCUUUCUGCCAAGCUCAUCGUCUCUCUGGCUCUUCUUCACUUUUUCUUUCCUUCUCUUCGACUAUCUCCUUUCCUCAUUUCUUCGCUCCUUUGCAUCGCUUCUUUUCGUCUCUUAUUCUCCUCACUUCUUCGUGCCUUGCCUUCGUUCGUCUCGGUCUUGAAAGCCGUAACGACGUUGCCAGCGCGUGAAUGGGCCGGCAUGCAAAGUGAUGCAUGGCGAAACGCCUGGACGGGGUCGUACCAGAUGACCUGCCCCCUGAUUCUGGCCAGAAUAGAUAAACGGGAAUCAAGAAGUCCGGCCAGAGUGGCUGGUUGCAAUUUAGUACCUUUCGCGUGGGCUGCCGAUCAUUCGGCCGACCUCACGUUUUAG